AUCUCCCUUCCUUCCCCUCCUUCCCCUCCUUCCCUCCCGGCCCUCCCGCCGGAGUCCCGCCCUCCUUCCGUCCCGCGUUCGCCCCCUCCUGCUGCGGCGGCGAGCCGAGCCCAGGCGAAGAUGGCGAAGACUUACGACUAUCUGUUCAAGCUGCUGCUGAUCGGGGACUCGGGCGUGGGCAAGACCUGCCUGCUCUUCCGCUUCAGCGAGGACGCCUUCAACACCACCUUCAUCUCCACCAUCGGAAUCGACUUUAAAAUCAGAACAAUAGAAUUAGAUGGAAAGAAAAUCAAGCUACAGAUAUGGGAUACAGCAGGCCAGGAGAGAUUCCGCACAAUCACAACAGCUUACUACAGAGGAGCCAUGGGAAUUAUGCUGGUGUAUGACAUCACAAAUGAAAAGUCUUUUGACAACAUAAAAAAUUGGAUAAGAAACAUAGAAGAGCAUGCCUCUUCAGAUGUAGAAAGAAUGAUCUUGGGUAACAAAUGUGAUAUGAAUGAAAAAAGACAAGUCUCAAAAGAAAAAGGGGAGAAGUUAGCAAUUGAUUACGGAAUCAAAUUUUUGGAGACAAGUGCAAAAUCCAGCAUAAAUGUGGAAGAGGCAUUUUUCACACUUGCACGAGACAUUAUGACAAAGCUCAACAGAAAAAUGAAUGACAACAGUUCAUCGGGGGCAGGUGGGCCAGUAAAAAUAACAGAAAAUCGAUCUAAGAAGAGCAGCUUCUUUCGAUGCACGCUACUUUGAUGAACUUCUAAUGAUAAGACUGCAGCACACUUAGAACCUUUUCUGCUUCUUUGAAAGCACAGGGUCACAAAGCCUCAGAAAUAAUACCACCAAGCUGCUGCUGAGAGCUCCAUUGAACGUAGACUGCGAUACACAAAUACCAAGCGGAUUUUGCUCACUAAGCCUAUUGACCUGUCAGGCUCUUCUUUCUCAGAUAUGGAAGCUAUGAAGUGGAGACACAAAUGCAAGAUUUAACUUGUUUUCCUUUUUUACUUUCUGUUUUAUUGCCUGUUGCAAAAGCUGCUAUGUUUCUUUUAACUUUGCACAUCCAUAUUGGCCUCUUACUGCCUGUUACAGCACAAUCUUACAUUUGUAUUUGCACAGUUUGACUUGUAAGUAAGAUUCUUAACAGAUUUGUGCACAGUUUUAUUUCUCUUUUUAAACAAAUUUAUUUUCAAGCAGAAGAGCCAGGGGAAAAAAUUGAGUCUCAUUUCCAUUAUUUUCUAUGCUGUAUACUCAUGGCCAUGCAGUAUGGAUGUUGUUGCUCUAGUGAUGAGAAUUACUGUAACAAUUGGCAUUUAACAAAUUUGUACAGAUUUUGUCUCUUAGAUGCACAAAUCUGUUCAUGCAGAAGCUAUGGCUUCUAUCCUGAAUGUAGUAUGCUUUUCUUUCUUUACCAGACUUAGCAAAGUUGUGUUCUGAAUUGCCAGUCACUGUCUGAUUCACAGAUGCACCUUUCAGUUAUUUGAAUAAACACAGUGUCUUUCCUCACUUAACUUCCCUUGUUAGCUCAGACUGUCUGCUCCUUUUUUUGUUUCUGAUGAGGAAGCACACUCUGGAUUUGAAAUCACCACAAAUUGGCCUCAUCACUAUCACUUAAGUGGCUUGUGGAAGCUGAAUGCAUGGGUUUUGAGUAACCUCUUUGUGGAUUCACUUGUUGAGAAAUGACUGCUUCUAAAGGUGACUUCCAUUUCUACUCUUAAUUCUAAGGAUAGUUUGUUAAUGUUUGUAAGCAUUGGCACUAAGGAAGCCUCUCAUUAGGGCUAUAAUGUACUCCUAGUUCUGCUGUUAAUGCUGAAUGUGUGUCUUUGGUCUGCUCAAGCAGUUGUUUUUUCAUCAAAAACUGGUACAGUGACCUAGACUGUUAGAAGCAGAGGUGAAACAUAGUUGCCUUUUUUUACUCAACUGAGCAUUGUAUAACCUAGUCUUUGUUCUACUACUUUUUUAUUGUCUUCUGAAAAAUUUCCUCAAUGAGCAAUUAAAACAGGUGCUUUAGUUCUGUUGGUGUGCCAAACGUGGACCAUUGUAAGCUUUAACUACAAGUUUGUGUCCAGCAUGUUUGCUGUUAGGGGAUGGGUGUGUUCUGUCAUUGUCAAAGGAAAUGUCUGACAUGCUUUUGCUUCACUUGGUUGUCUGGAGUUGUAAACAGUGAGUUAGUUGUUACCACAGAGAACCAUUUUGUUGUGUCAGGUACUGAAUUUGUCAUCUCUGGGUCUGUUUGAAACAGUUCGAAAGCGAACAGGCCAAUAGCGUUAGAUGUAAAGCUUUUGAUUUUAAAGGGUUUAAACUUAGUAGCUGGUUCCAUAAAGUUUUAGGUGGUUAUCAGCCUGUCCCCACACGUAGUUUAAUAGUAGUUCUUGUAACUAGACGGUGGAUCUCAUAAACUGCUGUUGCUGCACUAGAACAGAGAAACCUUCAUGGCAACAAGGUUUAGUGAAAAAACAAAGCAACCCUAACUGCUCUGUUGUCUACCCUUGAUGUUUUUCUUGGACAGGCUAAAGCAGUUAUGUUUUCUGUAUGGUUAAAAAAAGUGCUUCUAUACAGAAAGUGUUGUGACACCAAUUAUGAAUGUUGUUUAUUUUCAGUAAUUUACCUCUGACUUACUUGGUGUCGUAAUACUUUGAUUUUUAUCUCAGGGGUUGUCUGCAAACCAAAACUGACAUGUUCUGUGUUUGGCACUGUUUACAGAAUGCUUUGUAUUGUUUUUCCUGUCUUCACUGUGUGGUUAAAUGUUCAUUCAAUAUUAGUCUCCAUGAACUUCCCUUUGAAAGAGCCUGUAAGUAGUAGAGUCUAUGAAGUGCUUCUUGAAGCAGCAGCGAAUUGGGGUAUCUGCUCUGUAUGGGGGAGGGUGGGAGGGAGAAAAGAACUUGCUAUUUUCUUACAUUUAGCUGUGCUAAACUGUACAUAAAUGUGAGGUAAGACCAUAGGAAAUUCACUUUAUGCAUGAGAAAGUACUGCAGUAAAUAUUUCCCUUUGCUUAUUGUUCGUGUACAGUUCAUCUUUUUCUAUUUGUAGAAGAAUUUAAUGCAAUUUUGUUGUCAUCUGCUGAAACUGAAGAAUUCUAAUUUCAUGUGAUCUUAUGGAUAAGGUAAAAUGCAGAUUUCUUUCUUUAUGUCUUUGCCCCCACCCCACUUCUCCAGCAGUAUUAAAUGGCUGAGUGGCUGCACUUUAUCAGUGUGCUAACUUUUGGUCAGUAGAGACCUUUCUGUGUACAGUCUGCCCUGUCAGACGUGGGAAAAUGUGCUGUAUCUUAGCAUGCAAAUCAGCUGUAUGUUUUACUGGGAUAUUUUAGCUAUGGUUUCCUCUAGACAAGCGGGUGAUGAUAAUGGUAUGUUCUGCCUAUGCAUCAGAUGCUGGGUAUUACAGGCUUUUCUAAUAUCACUAUGAUUGUUUUGUGCAGUCUCUGUUGUUACUUUGCUCAAGACUAUAUAAUCUUAAGUUUUGAAGGACUCUUAACUAUACCUCAGUCAACUAGUUAGUACUCUAAUGCCCAUUAGAAUGAAAGUCAUAUACUUAUGAUUCACUUAGCAGCAAUUGUAUUUCUGUUUUCUUCCAGAAAUUGCCAUUAACCUUUCAGGAAAGCAGACAUUUUUGGGUGGAUUUCAAUAAAACAAAUAUGCUGCUUAUGCUUUGGAGUUUUAGGAGAACUUUCCCUCAGCCCCAUGCCUGUGCACUAUAUCUUGACCUAUGUUUUUCUAAAUGGUUUUUACAAAAAAGCCAAAUGAAAAACAAACUGGUCUCAGUGCUUUGCAAUUUUAGCUUUCAGUCUGUGCUCAGCAAAACAUGCACAAGAAUUUUUUGUUGAGUGUAUAUAGAAUGUGUUAUUGACUUAUCUGGGAGUUCUAAUAUUGCUAAAGCUUAAACCACUCAUGAAACUUAAUGCAGCUCACUUUUCUCUUUGGGGGACAGUCUCAAAAAUGCUGAUUGAAUUUUCAGACCUGUAGUUCUUUUUACAGAAUAUUUCCCAUUGUGACUUUCUCAUACUAGUCUGCUGAAGUUAAGAGAAUUACGUGAAUCAUUUUCACAAGUGAAUAAAGAAGUCUUGAAUGUACAUAUCACAUUAAAAUAUUGUGAAAACAUAAUGAUUUGAAAGUCCAUCAAUAAUAUGUAAAAUGCAUAAAUGUGUUAUUUGUGAAAAUGCAUCUGUUGUUGGGUUACCUGUUAAUGUAACAGAAUUUUUGCAAUGUUAAACUUGCUAAGGAUUGGUCUGUAGGUAAUAAUAGGUCUUUUUUCUCCUCUGUUCAUUGAACUGCUUAUACCAUUCUCACUCUUAUAAAUAAAACUUGUAUUUCUUUCUUCCAAAAAAAAGCAGGAUUUACAUUGAUUUUUCUUGUUUCUGGUGAAUUUAACUAUUUCAGUGCAUUCCUAUGGCCUUACGAACAUUUUUGCAAAUAAAACUUCAAUUACCAUUAUUUUAAUGCUACAUAGCUACUAAAUUCAGAAUAAAAAGUAUAGUCCUUGAGAAAAUGCUUAAUUUUGAAAUAGAAGUGUUCUGCUGUGUGUGUUUAAGCACAUUUUACCUCUGGUAUAAAGGUGUAAUGUGAAAAGCUCCUGCAGAUAAAAGUGAACUUGUCAUGUGGUUAACUUGUAAACCUAAUCAUUAAAUGUGUAUUGAUGUAUAUAGAUAAAAAACCCCAAACCCAGCUCCUAAGAAAACCUUCAUAGUCCAAUAGUUUUAUUAUUUCAUGUGAACUUUUUUACAAUGUGUGUCUCAAAUAAAAGUUACAUAAUGAAAAGCA
Molecule: messenger RNA, 4742 nt
Organism: Pyrgilauda ruficollis (rufous-necked snowfinch)
Lineage: Eukaryota; Metazoa; Chordata; Aves; Passeriformes; Passeridae
Gene: RAB8B
Product: RAB8B, member RAS oncogene family
Exons: 8
Coding region: 121-744 (207 amino acids)
Biological process (GO): regulation of exocytosis; protein secretion; Golgi vesicle fusion to target membrane
Cellular component (GO): trans-Golgi network transport vesicle; plasma membrane; synaptic vesicle
Molecular function (GO): GTPase activity; GTP binding
Source: RefSeq, a predicted model, not a curated record